Messenger RNA from Exophiala oligosperma, 2745 nucleotides. RefSeq lists its product as uncharacterized. Bases 104 to 2539 code for a protein of 811 amino acids. The transcript has a single exon. The record is from RefSeq and is a predicted model, not a curated record. Gene Ontology annotation, biological process: carbohydrate metabolic process. NCBI's taxonomy places the organism in Eukaryota, Fungi, Ascomycota, Eurotiomycetes, Chaetothyriales, Herpotrichiellaceae. Gene Ontology annotation, molecular function: aldehyde-lyase activity.
AUCCAUUUCUCACUCUUGUCUCAUCAUAGAACUUCUUCCAGACAAUCUCUUCAUCAACCCCCACUGACCCAUCUUUGAUCCCUACUUGACCAUUGUCACCACCAUGGCUCCCGUAGCUGAUACAGAUGUCUCUAUCGAGAGCAUCUCAGCCUACGGCAAAGCCCGUUCCACCGUCAAGGACAAACCUCUCAGUGAUGAGGAACUUAGACUCACGGAUGACUACAUGCGUGCGAGUCUUUACCUAUGCCUCGGCAUGCUUUACCUUCGACACAACCCUCUCCUCAGAGAACCUCUCAAAGUAGAAGACCUCAAGGCCCGAUUGCUGGGACAUUGGGGUUCCGACGCCGGCCAGAUCUUCGUCUAUGUGCACAUGAAUCGACUGAUCAAAAAAUACGGUCUCGAUGCUCUCUUCAUCUCCGGCCCUGGACACGGUGCUCCCGCCGUCAUCUCCCAGUCCUACCUGGAGGGUGUCUACAGCGAAGUCUACCCCGACAAGUCCGAGGAUGUCGAAGGAUUGAGAAAAUUCUUCAAGCAAUUCUCAUUCCCAGGCGGAAUCGGCAGCCACGCCACUCCUGAAACCCCCGGCAGUCUUCAUGAGGGUGGUGAGCUUGGCUACUCAAUCAGUCACGCCUUUGGUGCCGUCUUCGAUCACCCAGAUCUGAUUGCUUUGACCAUGGUCGGUGACGGUGAAUCAGAGACUGGUCCUCUUGCCACAAGCUGGCACAGCACCAAAUUCCUGAAUCCAAUCACUGAUGGUGCAGUCCUACCUGUUCUGCACUUGAACGGCUACAAGAUCAAUAACCCCACAGUCCUUGCUCGUGUUUCCCACAAAGAACUUGAGUCACUAUUCUAUGGCUACGGCUGGACUCCAUACUUUGUCGAAGGAAGUGACCCCGAUACCAUGCACCAGGCAAUGGCUGCCACCUUGGAGAAGUGUGUCCUGGAAAUCCGGGGCUAUCAGAAGAAGGCUCGUGAAUCUGGAAAGGCAUUCCGUCCUUUCUGGCCCAUGAUUGUCCUCCGAAGUCCCAAGGGCUGGACUGGUCCUCGGACUGUGGAUGGCCACUACCUCGAAGGUUUCUGGAGAGCCCAUCAAAUCCCCAUCCCAGAUGUUGCCUCGAGCAAACAACAUUUGAAACUUCUCGAGGAUUGGAUGAAGAGCUAUACCCCGGAGAAGUACUUCACCGAAGAUGGCAAACUGAUUCCGGGACUCAAGAAGCUUGCUCCUGAGGGCAACGCCCGCAUGAGCGCCAACCCCGUCGCCAACGGCGGCCUGAUUAAGAAGCCCUUGAAGUUGCCAGACUUCCGCGACUACAAGGUCGAGGUCAAGCACGGUGGCAAUACCAACGCCCCCAGCAUGUCGAACAUGGCUGUAUUCCUCCGGGAUGUCAUUGCAAAGAAUCAGACCAAUUUCCGUCUCUUUGGACCGGAUGAGACUGAAUCCAACAAGCUUGGAGGGGUUUAUGCAGCAGGCAAGAAGGUGUGGAUGGGUGAAUACUUUGAGGAGGACGCUGAUGGUGGCAACCUCGCCACUGAAGGUCGUGUGAUGGAGAUGUUGAGUGAACACACUUGCGAAGGCUGGCUCGAAGGCUAUGUUCUCUCCGGCCGACACGGCUUGCUCAACAGCUACGAACCCUUCAUUCACAUCAUUGAUUCGAUGGUGAAUCAACAUUGCAAAUGGAUCGAGAAGUGUCUCGAAGUCGAAUGGCGAGCCAAGGUGGCAUCCUUGAACAUCCUCCUGACCGCGACUGUUUGGCGUCAAGACCACAAUGGUUUCACUCACCAAGAUCCAGGCUUCCUCGAUGUUGUUGCCAACAAAUCACCUGAAGUGGUGCGUAUUUACCUCCCUCCAGAUGGAAACUGCCUAUUGUCAUGCAUGGACCAUUGCUUGCGAAGCAGCAACUAUGUCAAUGUAAUUGUCGCCGACAAACAGGAUCAUCUGCAAUACCUUGACAUGGAAGCCGCCAUCGAACACUGCACCAAGGGUGCUGGUAUCUGGGACUGGGCAUCAAAUGAUCAAGGACAAGAACCUGAUCUUGUCAUGGCAUCCUGUGGUGAUGUUCCCACCCACGAGUCGCUCGCCGCCACAGCUCUUCUCCGCGAGUACAUCCCUGAACUCAAGAUCAGAUUUGUCAAUGUGGUCGACCUCUUCAAGCUCAUUCCUCACGGCGACCAUCCCCACGGUCUCACAGACACGGAGUUCUCUGCCAUCUUCACAGACAACAAGCCUGUCAUCUUCAACUUCCACUCUUACCCGUGGCUCAUUCACCGCCUGACUUUCAACCGUAAGGGAUCACACAAUCUUCAAGUGCACGGAUACAAUGAGAAAGGAAACAUUGACACACCACUUGAGCUUGCCAUCCGCAAUAAGACGGACAGGUUCAGUCUGGCUAUGGAAGCUCUGGACAAGAUGCCCAACCUCGGCAACAAGGGCUCAAGUGCACGGGAGAAGCUGCUCAAUGAGCAGAUCAAAUGCAAAAAUGAGGCUUUCCAUGAGGGUAUCGAUCCAGAGUACAUCCGCAAAUGGGUAUGGCCUUUUUAGACAAUUGACGACGUGUUCCGGCAAUGAUUCUAUGAACAAACAAAUGGGAAGGGGGUGCGGUUCCUUGAAAAUGGAGUGUAUUGGCGGGAGGACAUGAACUUGAUAGAGUUUUCGAUCCAUAUGUUAAUGAGAGAGUAUCAUGCUUUAGAUACAGGUCUUUGAGUUCACAAUAAUGAGGCUAAAUGAAAUGACCUUUUGUCUUUCAA